AUGCCUAUUGAACUCGACGGGAUAGUGUACAGUAGUGCUACGGAAAACCAACAAUUAGACGAGUCAGUAAGCUGCGCUACGGAAGAACCUUCGAAAAAAAUUAUUGUACACAGUGUUGUUACCCUCGAAGACCUGGUGAAGAAUAGAUGGGGAGACCAGCUUACGAUGGAAGAUGUUAAUUUGAUUAAUGAAUCUGAAAGUAUUUUACAAAACUACAGCGUGACAAAACCUGAAAAACUACAGAAGAUUGAAAGUCAACACAAUGAACAAAACAACGCGGAAGAUAAUAUUUCGCAGGAUAAAUAUUGUAACGAAGUAUUAGAAAAGGAAACUUCAAUGAAGCCAGUGGAAGCGGACAACAUUUCAGAAAAUACGCUCCCGAAAAAGGUUAUAGAUGAGAAAGAGGUGUGGUCGCAACAUUUGCGUUGGCCUAGUGAACCAGUGAAGUCUACAAAACGUAAAUCUAACGAUAACACUCGUAUGCCGUACGCAAUUACUUCUAAGAAGUUUAAAGAAUUUAUGGAUAAGAAAGAAGCAGUGAAACAGAAAAAAGAAGAACUGAGAGUACAACGAAAAUUGAAGGUCAAUUUGAAGGCUAAAACCAAGAAGAUUAAUCCUAAACCUAAAACUAAGAUAAAAGACAACAUUAAGAAUCAUACAGAACGCAAAAGUGGUGGAAAUGACUCGCUCGAUAUGAAGGAAAAUAAUAUUGGCGCAGAAGAAAAUUCAAACUCAUCUGGACCUGAUACUGGGUCCUAUGUAAUCGUCCUUUAUGAUGAAAAGCCGUUUCCAGGAAUCGUCAAGAAUAUAGAAGGCGAGGAAUACGAAGUGCAGACUAUGUGCAAGGUUGAUAUUGAAGGAAAAUAUCAUUUUAAAUGGCCCGGUCGAGUUGAUCAAAUUUGGUACAAUAAAGCGUCUAUUUUAGAACAAAUUACUGAACCAAGAUUAAUUCGUAGGGGCAUAUUUGAAUGCAAUGAAAUAGAGAAAUACUUACCUUUAGAAUAG
Molecule: messenger RNA, 1005 nt
Organism: Acanthoscelides obtectus
Lineage: Eukaryota; Metazoa; Arthropoda; Insecta; Coleoptera; Chrysomelidae
Source: the annotation of a GenBank genome assembly